AUGCUUUGUGAAGUAAGAGGGACUUGCUUUGAUGGCGAAUACUCCAUAAAGAACACGAUGUUGCGUCAACACAUCUUCAAAGAAAUGAAGACAUCAAACUCUCUUGAGUGCUUAAUGCUAUGCAAAGAAGAUGUCAGAUGUCAAAGCUUCAAUUAUGUCAUUAACCAGGAUAUAUGUGAACUAAACAACCGUACGAAGGAAGCUGCACCCAAGAAUCUUAUGCAAAACUUCAAAAGAUAUUACGUGGGAUUAGUCACGAACAGAGGCAAGUCAGAUUAAGUAACAACUUACUAUAAAAUGAAAAUUAUUCGUAGUAGCUCUAAUAACACCUCGAAUUCCGGCUCUGGAGAUUCGGGAUCAAGGCUUUGGCUUCACGUUGUUUCCUAAGGGUCGAUCUCGCUUAAUUUUUACUUUCGUACGUGCCUGUAUUGCAUGGGUAGGAAAGGUCACGCCUAGACGCCUCCUUUUUAUUUACGUGCGUAAAAUCACAUGCGUGACAGUAUAAAUUUUUAUUAUAUACAUACUGAGAAAUACUCACCAAAAAGCUAUGUCGUAAAUUUUCGUACGCAAAUUAGUUAUAGCCAAUCAGAGGAGCGAACGAUGGUUUUCACACGUGAAAAAAACGAUACGUCCAAUCAGAAUCGCGAACGAUGUUUUUUCACGUGUGAGAAAAAUGAUACGUCCAAUCAGAAGCCACAGAGGUGUGCGAGUUUCGCGCCAAAAUUCCCGCCUUUUAUUGCAGCUUGCAGCGCCGCUUCGCACACAUUUAUCAACGAGAAAAGUUUUACUCAAGGAGUUUUCUCGCUAAAAAGUGAAAAACAUUUCGGAAAUGGAGUGGAAUAGUUUCGUUUGUUUCACUGUCGAUAAAAAAUAUGGUAGAGAGCCGGCGAAACAACAGCGGAAAGGGAUAAACAGAACGAGACGUAAGCUUUUUGUUCCAUGAAGUAUAUAUCUUUAGCUUUAAAACUUUGCCCUACUCUGCCCCUCUUAGAUCACCCAGGGGUAUAAAUGGUUAUCGGCGAUACACAGCUGGGUUGUAACCCUACGAUAAACUGGCAUCGUGUCCAAGCGGGGGAGAAGAAAUAUUUUUAAUCGUUUCAUGCCUCGGAAAAUUGGAGUACCAGGUUAAGCCAAAUACAUAUAAGAGAGUUAAUUAGAUGUCAGUAAAAACUGUCUUCUUCUUCUUCUUCUUCUUCUUCUUCUUCUUCUUUUUUUUUUUUUUUUUUUUUUUUCCUUUUAUUAUUAUUAUUGUCUCCUACACUUCUUCAAACACAGCCCCAAGGGCAUCCUUGGAGACCCAGGGGCGGUCGGUCAGGUCGGACGAACGGCGUCGAAAGUCUUAAAGAACGGGUGAGAGAGCCGCCGGGAUGCCAUUCUCAACGAACCAAUUCUACGACUUAUUCGAAUGCUAGUCUCUGAUUGGGCACCAAAAAUAUUUUUGUGCCCAAUCGGAGGCAAGCAUCUGUCGCUCUGUCUUUGUGAUUUUCUUAUACGAAGAAGUUUACCUGUAAACUCGACUCUUUACCACACCUGUCUGGCUCCUGCGUGGGAGCUUUCUUCGAGAAGAAUUUUUCAGUGCAAAUAGGGCCCACAAAACCGAAGAUAACCCAUAAUUUAGCAUGUAAGGUAAGAUUUCCGUAUAACCGCAUACAUUUGUCAUGCAUAUAUGUUUCGAAUCUAUUCAUAUUAACUAUUUGAGAGAAGAAGUAUGAAAUUGUUGCCUGCAUAAUAAAUUUAUGGGGUUAUAUGGAAAUCUCACCAAACUUAAAAUGCACGAACCGAAGAAAUCAGAAUGUGGAUUGAUGAAAGGUAAAGGUAGGUACUCUGGAGUACCUGUAGGCUUGUUCAUGCAACUCUACUCUACCAGUUUCGUUCGAUCCUCUUGUGUCACGAAGGAGACAUACCGUAAAAUUCCGAAAAUAAACCCCUCGAUGUAUAAGCCCCUCCAAAUAUAAGCCCCCCAAACUUGUAACGCAAAAAACCCUUCGUUAAAUCGCCCCUCCAAAUAUAAGCCCCCCGGGGGCUUGUACUUGUAAAUUUCCGUCAAAUACAAAGUAAAACAAAGAAAAACAGUUAAUUUCCUUCCAAGAAGAAGGCUAGCCCAAUCGAUUUUUAAACGCAAAUUUCCCUCCGUACAUAAGCCCCUCCCAAUAUAAGCCCCUCCAAAAAUAAGCCCCUCAAAAAUGGCCUUUGAAAAAUACAAGCCCCGGGGCUUAUUUUCGGAAUUUUACGGUAUUUAACAACAAACGUACAAACGUCAAGUUGAUCUUUCAGCAGACGAUUCGCAACGACGAUUUUUAGCUCAAUAAACACAGCGUUGGAAUGUUGGAACAAUGUUGUAACCAUUUGAAACAAUGUAGCAGAAAUGUUGUGAUGCUGCAUCGUCGUUUCGAAUCACCUUUAAAAGUCGAAGAAUGCCUGACAAGUACGCCGAGCAGGCGUAAGCAGCCAGGUACAAGAUUUCGCGCGCAAAUGUUUUAAUGACUUUUAAUCGGUACGUAUAAUUAGAUUAAGAGAAGAACGUAGAAUCUCAGGAGCUCUCGCACCCAUUCUUGAAAUCUUUCGCCACCGUUUAUCCCGACUGACUGACCGUCCCUGGGUUUCCGAGGUUGCCCUAAGCGAUACUGUUUGUCCUCUCUAGUUCCCCUAGGUUCUAUUCCUGAGUUACCCGCCCAUUCUUGCAAAGAGAUCAAGGAGAGUGAAGGAGAGCAAGCUGUUAGCGGUAAAUACUGGUUUGAUUCCAUUAGACCUUGGAAGACCAUUCUUGCUCACUGCGACAUGAACACUAAAGGUGAUAAA
Molecule: messenger RNA, 2799 nt
Organism: Porites lobata
Lineage: Eukaryota; Metazoa; Cnidaria; Anthozoa; Scleractinia; Poritidae
Source: the annotation of a GenBank genome assembly